This is a messenger RNA of Emericellopsis atlantica, 666 nucleotides long. RefSeq lists its product as uncharacterized. Bases 1 to 666 code for a protein of 221 amino acids. NCBI's taxonomy places the organism in Eukaryota, Fungi, Ascomycota, Sordariomycetes, Hypocreales, Bionectriaceae. The transcript has 3 exons. The record is from RefSeq and is a predicted model, not a curated record.
AUGGGCAACACCUUGGGCGCUGCGACCUACUGUCGAGGCAAAGGGUUGAAACAAGGCCAAAGUCUUGACCCAGACGACCUCAUCGAGAAGAUGGGCGAUUUCAUGGACCAAUUCAAGGAGAUCACGGAUGCGGCGUGCGAGAUGAGUCUACCAGGAGAUAGACGGUCCACAGACCGUCUUGCUGCCUUUAUUGUGCUUCAGAAAGAGGAGAUGGUCCAUCUCGCCGAGCUUCACGAUCGAUUACUGCACGUGAUAGUGCCCGACGACCCGAUACUGGCAGAAAAGGUGGCAGAGGAGAAGAAAAAGAGGGCGGAGAUGAUGCUGUCCGCACGCAAUCUCACCUCCGAUCGGGGCAACGUUCAAUUGCAAGCGGAGCAUGACAAUGAACAGAUGCAAUCCAUGCAUUCCGAAAUAACCAGGAUACAACUUCAGAUCGAAAAGACCGGGCACACGAUGCAAUGCGUUACCCAUCUCCAGGAAGACCUCGCGGCUUCAUCCAGACGAGAGCAGAUACUGCAGGAGUUGGUACGAGAACUUCCGAGAGGCCGCAAUCUUGAAGAGGCAGCAGAGGCCUUUGCGGAAGACCGGAAGUCGGAGCUGGCAAAGGUUUUGCGCUCCAUGGCCAUCACAGUUCCUGGCGAGGAAGCUUCGGAGUCUACCACGUAA